This is a messenger RNA of Mucor velutinosus, 1506 nucleotides long. RefSeq lists its product as uncharacterized. Gene Ontology annotation, molecular function: mRNA 3'-UTR AU-rich region binding. Gene Ontology annotation, cellular component: nucleus; cytoplasm. The coding region runs from base 1 to 1506 and encodes 501 amino acids. The transcript is spliced from 3 exons. Gene Ontology annotation, biological process: regulation of gene expression. The record is from RefSeq and is a predicted model, not a curated record. NCBI's taxonomy places the organism in Eukaryota, Fungi, Mucoromycota, Mucoromycetes, Mucorales, Mucoraceae.
AUGUCAGAUAACGAAAAUAACAGUGGUUCUCCUAUUGAUAGAUCAAAGAGGCCUCGCUUUGAAGACGAAGAAUGGGAUUCAGAUUACGAGAGAGAUGGCCAGGAAGAUCGCCAUCCCAAGAGAUUAGCAGUGCUCGAUCCAGAGACCAAAGCACCUCAUUUUAUUCCUUCGUCGGAUGACACGCCUGCUAGCCAUACCAAAGAUGCGUCAUCUCCGGAAAAGACAAGUCGAAGAAAAAAGUGGGAAGAGCACGACUCUGAGGAUGAAGUCGAGGAGAAAAUACGCCCUGAACCAACUUCUCACAACCACGCUUCCAGUGACCAAAAGCAGCAACAACAGCAACAACAACAGCAACAACAACAGCAACAACAACAACAACAACAACAACACGAUGACCAAGCAGAGACAAUCGCUAUCCGUUCGCUAGUUGGUACCAAAGAUGCAGGUGUUAUUAUUGGACGUGGUGGAAAGAAUGUCAGUGAUAUCCGUGAAUCUUCAAGUGCUCGUGUCACAAUCUCUGACAUUAUACCUGGCGCAUAUGAAAGAAUAUUGACAGUAUCCGGACCCAUGGCGGCCGUUGCCAAGGCUUAUGCUCUCGUUGGGGAAAAAAUCAUAUCGGAACACGCACAGCCCGAAGAAAGCAAUGCUCAUGGUGAACAAACCAUAGUCAUCAAAUUGCUCGUGCCUGACAGCAAAAUGGGUACCUUGAUCGGCAAAGGUGGUGUUGUUAUCAAGUCCAUCCAAGACGACAGUGGUGCUCGUUUGAAUGCAUCUGAAGAGCCAUUACCCAUGUCUACGGAACGCACUGUGUCUGUGCAAGGUACACCAUCAGCAGUCGAACAGGCAGUGUCUCGUAUCGCCAAGAUUUUGCUGGAUCACAUGGAUCGCCCUUCUCCCAGCCUUGUACAUUAUCGUCCUAUUGCAAUGCAUCAUAGUGGUGGUCGUGGUGGAAAUAGCAGUAGCAGUAAUGCAGGUGGAGGAAAUUACAUGAACAUGAACAUGAGAGGAGGCGCUGCUGCCGCUGCCGCUGCUGCCAUGGGGUACGGUGGCAUGAUGCCUAUGGGAGGUAUGCCAAUCAACAAUGCAAGUCAAUUCUACUAUGGAGGAGGCGGGGGCGGACCCGGUGGAUCAAGUUCUGCUGCUAUGGGUAGUUAUGGUGGUCUACCUCAUUCUCGACAACAAGACUAUGGUAUGGGCAUGGGCCCUAUGGGAGGUAUGGGUGCCAUGGGUGCCAUGAGUGGCAUGCCAGGCAUGACUGGAUCAUCUCAGGCACAGCAGAUAUUUAUCCCUAACGAGAUGGUUGGUUGCAUCAUUGGAAAAGGAGGUAGCAAGAUUAACGAAAUUAGACAGUUGAGUGGAAGCCACAUCAAAAUUGCAGAUCCUCAUGGCGACACAAAUGAGCGGUUAGUUACCGUUACUGGUUCACCUGAAAGCAACCAAAUGGCACUUUAUCUCUUGUACUCGAGACUUGAAUCAGAAAAGAAUAGAAUGGGUUUACGCCAAUGA